GCAGAAGCUUGAGAUUUCGAUGAGCAAUGAGUUAUUUCGCUCACUACGGGGAAGAUUGGAUCAAUCGCGAUGUAAACAAUAGCAAUGGUCCUGAUGGCUUGCGUUCAUUCUACUACCUUAUCCAGGAUCCAAAAUGUCUAAUAUUUUCAUUGAUUGGUCUUCAAUUCAAAAUCAAGCCUAUCUAUUCUAAGGAUGAACCCGCUGUAGUUGAAGAAGAUGAACAUCAGGAAAGACUAAGGCCAGGCGACAGGGUAAACAUACCUACAAAUGAUCUAACACUAAUGCAUGAGGCAAUACCCUUCUUGCCAAUUCCAGUCGCGCUAGUAUGCAUGACGAUGAAUGUGAUUUUUCCGGGAACAGGUACAAUACUCUCUGGAAUAAUUGGGCUUUGCCUUGGCCAGCCAAGAAUCAAUGGAAAGGAGGGCAGGCGACUUCAAGCCAUGGUAAGCAACAGCUAG
This is a messenger RNA of Cylicocyclus nassatus, 458 nucleotides long. NCBI's taxonomy places the organism in Eukaryota, Metazoa, Nematoda, Chromadorea, Rhabditida, Strongylidae. The record is from the annotation of a GenBank genome assembly.